AUGUCUGUAUUCGACGAGGAGUUCCAGCAUGAGCUCACCAGUCAAUCAUGGGCCCUCUAUGCCGUGGGUAUACUCCUGAUAAUUUUCAGAAUGUAUGCACGCGCGCACAGAGUGGGACUCUCAGGGCUGGCAACAGAUGAUUAUCUGAUGCUCGUGGCAGCGUCGUGGUACACUAUCUUGAUCGUCUGUUUGAACGUCAUUGCUGGAGGCGGCGGGAGCAACCUGUUCCUUCCUGAGGAAUACGCCGAAUUCACCAAAGCCGACAUUGAAGAUCGAAUCAUGGGAUCGAAAAUCGUCAUCGUUUCCGAGCAGGGCAUGCUGAAUGUCAUCUACACACUCAAGAUAUGUCUCUUGAUCAUGUACAGCCGCCUGACAACAGGCGUAGCCCAACAUCGUCUUGUCCAAUUUCUCUUCGCCUAUGUGGCCGUGGGAUGGCUGGCUACAGAGAUUACCUUCUUUGCGUCUUGCAGACCCUUCAACGGCUAUUGGGCAGUACCACCUCCGGAUCCUCAAUGCGCCACUCUGGAACGCUACGCAAUCGUCCAGGUUUGCUUCAACCUGUCUAGCGAUCUCGGCAUCCUAGUGAUUCCAGUACCCAUGCUCACUAAGUUGAAUAUGCCUUUUCGACAACGGCUGGUCCUCGGGCUCGUCUUUAGCUUGGGCAUCUUUGUCAUCAUCGCCGCAAUUCUCACCAAGGUAUACAACCUUUCCGAUGUUUACGACACAUCGUAUAUGCUGUGGUACACGCGCGAAGCAUCAGUCGCAGUAUACGUCGCCAAUUUACCGAUGAUAUGGCCUCUCCUUCGCGAAUGGUUCCCGUGCUUGCGCAAUAUUUCGACGGGCAAGAGCUACCCUGCAGAACGACGACCAUCCGGAUACUACGGAGAUGGAACACGGCUACGCAGCACGCCGGGCGCGAAACAACACAGAACGAUCCGCGAUCUCAGGAUCUCGCACCACUCGAAAACAUUCACGAAAUCGAAUUCAGGGGGUUCGUUCGUAAAAGGCGACAUAGAACUAGGGAUCAAAAGUAUCGCGACGGUGCGCAGUGGCAGUCCGGCGAGCUCGGAGCGGGCGUUGAACCCGGGAGAUAUCCGCGCCGAAGUCACAAUUGAAGUGGCGCGUGAAAGGCCGGAGGAGAAUGAUGGCAGUCGGCCGGCGGGAAUGAGCCAGGGCGACGCAUUGACGUGGACGCAUGCCACAUCGACUGCGCCCAUGACCGAGACCAGCAUAAGCGGACCGGAGCGAUUUGAGAGAUGA
Molecule: messenger RNA, 1260 nt
Organism: Lasiodiplodia theobromae
Lineage: Eukaryota; Fungi; Ascomycota; Dothideomycetes; Botryosphaeriales; Botryosphaeriaceae
Exons: 5
Coding region: 1-1260 (419 amino acids)
Source: RefSeq, a predicted model, not a curated record